AUGCUGCUGAAAAUUGGGAAUCAUCGCGAGGUCAUCAGUUUCAAUGUCACCCAACUGUCAGACACGCCCAUAGUGUUAGGCAUGAGUUGGCUGGAUAGACACAGCCCAUCCUUGGCGUGGUACCAGCGGCAGCUCACCUUUGGCUCGUCCUACUGUGCACAACAUUGCAUCCAGAUCGGCCAGGACGAGGAGGGCCAGGAGGAAGGGCAACAGCUGCAUCUAGGCAUGGUGCAGGCAGUGCCCCACAA
Podarcis lilfordi (Lilford's wall lizard) is the source of this 248-nucleotide messenger RNA. The record is from the annotation of a GenBank genome assembly. NCBI's taxonomy places the organism in Eukaryota, Metazoa, Chordata, Lepidosauria, Squamata, Lacertidae.